Molecule: messenger RNA, 972 nt
Organism: Durusdinium trenchii
Lineage: Eukaryota; Dinophyceae; Suessiales; Symbiodiniaceae
Source: the annotation of a GenBank genome assembly
AUGCUGGUGAUGUGGUGCUGGGCUCGUUACAUUCCUUUCACCAUUGAAGUUGCUCAGAUGGUGGCUGCAGCUUUCAGUGAGAACUUGGAAAUGGUGGCCAUCUCUGCAUUUGGGGGCUUGCUCGGUCCAAUUUGGGUCAUUUUGGUGGUUGUUGCCUAUGCAGCUUGCGAGUUGAAGCUGACCGGCAAUUUGUCAGAUGGUGAAGGCAAAGAAAGCAGUGAUGCAUUCUAUCCAUUUUUCUUUGUGUGCGUGUGGGGCAGCGGAGUUAUCCAGAACAUUUGCCACGUGGCUUACUGCGGUGUGUUCAGCAGAUGGUACUAUGAGGAAGAAGGGGCGCCGCUUCUGAAAAGCCUUCAGGUGGCUCUAGGAACCUCGUUUGGCAGCAUUUGCCAAGGCACCCUGAUCAUUGCCGCCAUCAGUACUGUGGAAACUGCGGUGCGAAGUAGCCGACGCCAGGCUCAACAGGAUGGCAACAUGGUGGGCUGUGUGAUUUCUCUCGUUUUGGAAUGUUUUCUCAGUUGCAUUGGUGAUUUGAUGGAAUACUUCAAUCAAUGGGUCUUUGUGCUGUGCGCCAUCCGUGGCGGCACGUUUUGCGAUUCCGUGAAGGGCACCUGUGCGAUGAUCUCUUGCAGCGGGAUGAAGGCCGUUAUUGGAGACCUGCUGAUUGAUCGGGUUGUGAUGCUGGGAUCCAUCCUUAGCGCCAUUGCUGGAGCUGGCCUUGCAGCUCUCGCCGCCUGCUUGGCUGCCACGGAUGCUGGUCAACAACUGUCUAAGGCAGACAUCAUUGGUCUUUGCAGCCUCCUUGGAUCGCUGACCGGGUUGAUCUCAGGUGGAGGAGUCAUGGGAAUCAUGAGUAGUGGGACGAAGGCCAUUUUGAUGUGCUGGGCCGAGGAUCCAGAUCGCUUACAUCAAGAUCAUGGCUUCGAGGAUGUGCACGAAGAACUCAGCAACAAAGCCCGUGAAUGGAAGUAA